Hyaloscypha bicolor E is the source of this 339-nucleotide messenger RNA. RefSeq lists its product as uncharacterized. The transcript is spliced from 2 exons. The record is from RefSeq and is a predicted model, not a curated record. Bases 1 to 339 code for a protein of 112 amino acids. NCBI's taxonomy places the organism in Eukaryota, Fungi, Ascomycota, Leotiomycetes, Helotiales, Hyaloscyphaceae.
AUGGCAAACACCACUCCUCUCCUAGAUCACUACGCCAUCCUGAACAUGGCCCGUCCCGCGUCGCCAGAAACCCUCUUCCUCGCCUUCCAGUUUGAGAUGCUGAGCCUGGGUGCGCUUCCCGUCGAGGAUGUCGCUGCUCGCUUCGAUCAGGUGUUCGAUGCGUACGAGACGUUGAAAGAUGCGACGAAGAGAGAGGAGUUUCAUCGUCUUUGGGAUAUUGAGGAGAAGAGGAAGGAGGGGGAGGAAGCGGCUAGGAGACGGGAAGAGAGGGAGAGGAGACGGAGGGGAGGAGGCCGCGGAGGACGGGCAAGUCGAUUUAUCGAGAUACUUGAUGAUUGA